CUUCACGAGCGCCGGCAAGAAUCAUCACUAGGGACAACCAUCGGCGGCGGCGCGGCGGCGGCAGCGGCACGGAACAUGGAGGAGGAGGAGGGAGCCGGUUGGUCGAUGGCGGAUCUGGAGAGCCCGCACGCGAUGCCCCGGCUCAUCGCCUUCCUCUCCUCGCUGCUCCAGAAGGUGGCGGAGUCCAACGACAUGGGCCGCCGCAAGAUCCAGCAGCCGCAGAGGAUCUCGGUCUUCCACGGCCUGACGCGGCCGGCGAUCUCGGUCCGGAGCUACCUCGACCGGAUCUUCAAGUACGCCAACUGCAGCCCGUCGUGCUUCGUGGUCGCCUACGUCUACCUCGAGCGGUUCGCGCAGCAGCAGCCCGCGCUGCCCAUCAGCUCCCUCAACGUCCACCGCCUCCUCAUCACCAGCGUCAUGGUCGCUGCCAAGUUCUUGGACGACAUUUACUACAAUAACGCCUACUACGCAAAAGUCGGUGGGAUCAGCACGAUGGAGAUGAACUUCCUCGAGGUGGACUUCCUCUUCGGCCUGGGCUUCAACCUAAACGUGACGCCCAGCACAUUCCACACUUACUGCUCUUAUCUGCAGCGAGAGAUGAUGCAGCAAUGCCCUCCAAGCAUAAUGGAAGAUGAUGGCAGACCGCAGAAGCUCCACCUCAUCUGCUUCAACGAAGACGAAGCUUCCCAUCAGAAGCAAGAAUUAGCUGUCUAGUUUUUCUUGAUGUCUCUUCUUUUUCUCUUCUUUUUUUGGGUGUGUCAGCAAUUAACAUAUUAAUUAGACUUUGAGGUCGAGAAACGCUCUUUGUUUCUUUCCUUUUUUUUUUUUGUGGAGGUUUUCUUUGUGGGUUUUGGAUAUUACGAGGGCAAUUGGUUUUGUACAGAUUGAAGACUGCUUCUUCUUUACAGCUGGCUAAUGAAGUCUCUUCUUCCAUUUCUGGAGCGCA
This is a messenger RNA of Syzygium oleosum, 946 nucleotides long. RefSeq names its product cyclin-U4-1. Gene Ontology annotation, biological process: regulation of cyclin-dependent protein serine/threonine kinase activity. The record is from RefSeq and is a predicted model, not a curated record. Gene Ontology annotation, molecular function: protein kinase binding. The transcript has 2 exons. Bases 76 to 714 code for a protein of 212 amino acids. NCBI's taxonomy places the organism in Eukaryota, Viridiplantae, Streptophyta, Magnoliopsida, Myrtales, Myrtaceae.